This is a messenger RNA of Geodia barretti, 412 nucleotides long. The record is from the annotation of a GenBank genome assembly. Lineage: Eukaryota; Metazoa; Porifera; Demospongiae; Tetractinellida; Geodiidae.
UGAUAAUGACAGCAGACAUAUCCAAACUGCGCAGUCCCACGCUCUGGGACCCUACUUGCCCAUGGUAGUAGUAGAGAUUGUAGAAGACUCCCUCCAACAGACUGGACACUAUGUCGGUACUAAUGUAGCGAGCGUAGCUGCCGAACACUCCCAUGUACUCGUGAGGCUCCAGGCAGUGAGGUCCACUGCAGCGAUGACGUCUGCACAGCGAACUUUGGGCCAGAAAGUCCAGAGUCAGGUCUCCGUGAGGCCACUUUUCUACCAGUUUCUUUACAGCCAGCUGGUUGUGGGACUCCAGGGCCAGGUAGAGGAGGAAGUAGGAGAUCCCACGAGGAAGGUGGAGAGAGGCCCGGUCCAGGAGAUACGGAGAACCCAACACCACAGCAGUGCACUUCUCGUACAGUGUCCGCGA